UCUUAGUCAACUAGCGUUACGUCAUCUGCUGUCAGACUAAAGAUGGCGUCGACAGGGUUGAUGCAUAUAAAGCGUAUUUCUGCAGCUUUGGCUGUUCUUCUCGUUUUGUUUAACACGUUAAAGACGGGAAAAUGCGAUGAACAGGUGCCGCUUAUUCUAUGGACGAGUGAAGGGAUGACACUACCAAGUCAGUCUCCUCCUACAGUGGGACACAUUGUUGGGCAGCAGCAGCUCACCUCAUACCUGGAGAAAGCUCUGAAUGUGGGCCCACGAAAUGUUGUGUUGUUUCUUCAGGACAAGAUGAGCAUAGAAGACUUCACCAUAUAUGGAGGAGCCUUUGGAAACAAGCAGGACAGUGUUUUCCCCAACCUUGAGGGGGCCCUGAUGUCUUCUUCCUCCCUCCUGGUGUUACCUGCUGUGUCCUGGCCUGCUUCCAAUGCAGUGAUUGGCCAGCUGCAGGACCAAUUAGAAACCUCCCCUCUGUACAUGGACUCUGAGACACUGAGCCAACUGAGACUCAAUGCCUCCUCACCUGCCUUGCUGGUGUUCAGGCUGCCUUACAGCCUUGGGGCUGAUCUGAUGUCUGCUAAAGAAAUUCUCAGUGGAAAUGAUGAGGUAAUUGGUCAGGUGUUGAGCAUCAUGAAGACCCAGUCUGUUCCAUACACAGCCAUUUACACAGCCCUGCGGCCCUCAAGGGAAGCAUCUGUCUCGAUGGAACCAGGCCUGGCCAGAGGACGUUCUCUACUGCAGGCCAGAGGUGGAUACAGGGAGAGGGAGAAAGAAAGGGAGAGGCAGCAUAAGAUCAAGGAGAAGCCAGGGAUCUAUGGUCCAGUGGAGUUUAAGAAGGGCCAAGACACGUGUAUACUCCUGUGGGCAAAAGGCUUGUCAGUGGGCAUUCUUCGGAGCGGUCGCUGGGAGGACCAUGACCUGACUCCAUCUACUUUUGGGGAAGGUGUCAGCCCCAAACUCCAAGGUUCAAGCUGUGACAAAACCAAAGCAAAGUUGGUUCUUAAUUAUGAGAAUGUCCUCGGCCACCGCACCUUUAAACUGAUCUUUGCAAUGAGCCAGCGUCACUACAAAGUGUCUGCCCGGCACUGGUUCACACUUAACACUGUGGAACUGGAGUAUGAUGGGACCAAAGCCACAUUUAAUGGUAGCAGAAACAUUUAUGCCCCUGCUGAGUACUCAUACCGCUGUGAGUCUGUCACAAGUUUCCGCUGGCCCCUCCUCGUUCCACGCUCAUUCAAAGAUCCGGCCAGUCAGUGGAGGGUCUCUUUUGAAGACUUCCAGAUCCAGGGCUUUAAUGUGACUGGCAGUGAAUUCUCAUAUGCCAGUGACUGUGCAGGCUUCUUCUCUCCUGGUAUCUGGAUGGGUCUGAUGACCAGUCUUCUCAUGGUGCUAGUACUCACCUAUGGCCUGCAUAUGAUCAUGCAGCUCCACACUAUGGAUCGUUUUGAUGACCCCAAGGGCCCAGCCAUCUCUGUGCCCCAGACAGAGUAACACAGCUGCAGCCCAGCCGCUGACUUCACCCUCCAACUUUUCUCCUUUCUGUCCCCCAAAUGCUCCUCUUAAUGUGUAGCUUCCAUUCCUCUCCUUCCAUUCAAGUAUCCAUUCAUCUGUAUUGGGCAUUAUAGAGAAUAAUUAUGAUGUUAUCAGAAAAAGGGUUUAUUAAUCACUCUAUAAUGUGCCACUUUAUACUAGGAAAUGUGCAUCCUGAGACUGAAGAGUCUACUUUUCAGAUGCCAGUUAGGGCAUUAUUUAAUUUAAGUCACAGUGGUAAGAAAGUUUGUCUAACAGGUAAUACCUGACAAUGCUUAAACUCCAGAAGCUUAUUUAACACCAACACUGUUGACAGUGUUGUGAAAAUAUUUUAAGAAUUCUCACUCAUCUAAUGAAAUGGAUGGAAAAAUACUCACUUUUCUGCAUAAGAGAUUUUUAAGAGAUUUGUGAUAGUAGCUGUAAAUGGCACUAUAUUGAUUAAAGAGCCCAUUGCAUGCUCAUUUCCAGUAUUUCAUUAAAUGUUUAAUCUUGGGUACCUCUAGAUUAGCUUUGCACCCCUCCUAACUCCAAAUAGUCUGUAAUUAUUUCAGAAUGAUAGAACCCGAGAGCCUCUUCCUAAAAACGGGAGGAUAGCUCAGAAUAUGCACAGCUCUUGCUACCAGUCAGGAAGCCAGGACAGCGCAUAAACAAAAUACACUGACAAAUAAGCUUCAUUUUCGACAGUGACAAUACUUGAAAUCCUACUUGACAUGUUUGAGCCAGAAUAUGAAAAUGGAUGAACCCUAACAGCAUUAAUUAACUUGAAUUUCUCCUCCAUAGAUAGGUAAACAGUAUAUGUACCGAAGGAAAUAAAAAAAGUAACACCCUAAACAAAG
Molecule: messenger RNA, 2375 nt
Organism: Monopterus albus (swamp eel)
Lineage: Eukaryota; Metazoa; Chordata; Actinopteri; Synbranchiformes; Synbranchidae
Gene: atp6ap1a
Product: ATPase H+ transporting accessory protein 1a
Exons: 11
Coding region: 43-1500 (485 amino acids)
Cellular component (GO): proton-transporting V-type ATPase complex
Molecular function (GO): ATPase activator activity
Source: RefSeq, a predicted model, not a curated record